AUGGCUUACGCAGCUGUAGUUUCUCUCAAGGAGACAAUAGAGCGCCUUAUGCUUCGUUCCCGAUCUGAAAUUCUUCUUUCCGACUCCGAAAUGAGACUUAUCCACGGUGAUCUCUGUUACCUGCAAUCCUUUCUUGAAUCAAUCAGCCCCUCACAAAGCAGAAAGACUGUACAUGCUUUGGAAACACAAAUCAAAGAUGCAGUACAUACAUUUGAAGAUCUGAUCGACUCCCAUCUAUCAGAUAAUCUAUCUCUUUCGGUGUCUGAAAUCUCCGAACAAGUGCUCGAAUUCAGACAAGAAAUUAGUUCAUUCACCACACCGUUGAAGUACGAGGAAGAGUUCGACGAAGAAGACCAGCAACAGCACAUCGAUUCUUUUGCUGCCAUAGCUAUUGUGGGAAUGGUGAAUGAACUAAUACAACUAUUGGGUUGGCUCGAGUGGAAUUCACCCAGCCUCGAUAUUAUCUCCCUCGUGGGCAUGGCUGGUAUUGGUAAGACUACUCUUGCCAAACAAAUUUACGAUGAUUCAUUUGUUGCAGAUGUUUUUGGCGCUCGUUUUUUCAUACCAAUAGGACCGAAAUAUCAGCUGAAAAAAAUUCUCCUACUCGCACUCCAUCAAGCGGGAUUCCACACCGACAAAAUUCACCACAAAGAGGAUAAAGUAUUAGCCGAUGAUCUAUGCCUUUAUUUGAAAAAUAAGAGGUUUUUGAUUGUGCUGGACGAUGUAUGGGAUACGAAGGUCUGGAACGAACUCAAACAGUUCCUUCCGAACGACAAAAACGGAAGUCGAAUCAUCUUGACUACUAGGCUGGUAGACGUGGCCCUCCACGCCAGCUCAUCCUGCGGGAGUAUUCUCCGAAUCCCGUUUCUUGAUGAUGAUGAAAGCUGGAAACUACUUCGCGAGACGAUAUUUAAUACGGAAAAAUAUGUUCUUGAUUCCCAUCUCGAGAAAAUCGGGAAGAAGAUUGCCAAGAACUGCGAAGGGCUUCCUCUGGCAAUCAUUACCAUCGGCAAACUCCUGUCGGAGACAGAGAAGACAGUUGAAAACUGGACAAAAUUUGCGGAAAAUGAAAAUUCACUCAUCAUCAGAAUGGAUGACGACACCCCCAUCUCAAGGUCGGUGUCUCUGAGUUAUAAGCAGUUGCCUCAACAUUUAAAGGCACCCUUUCUAUACAUCGGAGUAUUCCCGAAAGAUUAUGUGAUCUCUAUCUCCAAACUCAUUAGACUAUGGGUUGUUGAGGGACUCGUCGAAUCAGGGGAUAAAAGCUUCGAAGAAGUGGCGCAGGAGUAUUUGGAAGAACUCGUUUCCAAAAGUGUUGUAUUGGUCCAAGAGCGAAGCUCCAAAUCUGAGAAAAUGAAAACAUGUAGAAUCCACUUUGUGUUUCGAAAUCUAUGCGUUAACGAAGCCCACAGUGAAAAGUUUUUUCAUGUGAUAAGGAAAUACAUCGAUAGUUUUCCGGAAUGCAUAAAUAGACAGAGGCGGUUGUGCAUGCACAACAACGUCGUACUCGGUUUCGAACAAGUGCGUAGCUGGAUGGAAGAAUCGGUUCCCUGCGCACGUUCUCUGCUCUGUUACGGUCCAAAGCAACAAUAUCCGGUGGUGUCGUACUUUGGUUUCCGAUUGCUCAAGGUACUAGAUGCUGUUUCGAUUCGGUUUUACGAGUUCCCACAUCAAGUGGUGGAGCUAGUUCACUUGAGGUACCUUGCCAUCACGUAUUAUGGAGAGAUCCCUUCUUCCGUUUCACGUCUUUCGAACCUCGAAGUCUUGAUCAUCCAUUGGCAUCAUAGGGUAAUCAAAUCGUCGAAUUUUCCGGUUUAUUUGCCUGUAGAGAUUUGGAAGCUGCAUAAACUCAAACACCUGGAGUGCAUGGGAUUUGACCUGCCAGAUCCUUCACCUGCAAACGAUGAUUCUCUUAUCUUAGAGAAACUUUUAACACUUUCAGGCGUCGGAGCUCAUAGCUGUACGGAAAGAGUUCUUAUUAGAAUCCCUAACCUAAUCAAAUUAGGAAUCAGGAUUGAUUCAUCACUAGAUGAGAAAUUCAAUUUCCUCGGUGAGUUCGCAUCUUGCUACGACGAAUUCGACUCGUUCAAAUGCAUUGUUGUAGACGAUCCUGGCAUUAGAUCUCGUUUCGUUUCUUCUCCGGUACUGAAUUUUCCGGCGAACAUUAGGAAGAUAAGUUUGAGCGGAUGUGGAUUUCAAUGGAGGAGUAUGGGAGUGAUCGGAGAAUUGCCGAAUCUAGAGGUGCUUAAACUCCGAUGGUGUGCGUUCUCCGGCGCGGAGUGGGAAAUUGCCGGCGGCGAGGGGGAACUGUUUCCGAGGCUGAAAUUUCUGCUGAUGGAGGACUUGGAUGUAGAGGUAUGGGAAACCAACUCCGGCGGCGGUUUCCGGCGGCUCUCGCGACUGGUAAUCAGGCACUGCUACAAGCUGAAGGAGAUCCCCCGUGGAAUUGCGGAUUCGGCGGCGCUUGAAGUUAUUGAGGUGGAUGAUUGCAGCUCGUCGCUCGCGAAUUCGGCUCGAGGAAUUUACAUGGCGAAACAUGAUUGGGUUGAUUGGUAUAGAGAAUUCAUCGGUGAAAUCGUGCUGUCAAAAGUUCAGAUUCCCCUCCCGGAAUUCAUCGAUGUUGGUGGAAGGCUAAUAACUAUUUACAAAGGCAUUCCAGAAGGAUUAAGAGCUGAACGCCACCCUCGAGUGUACGCUGCAGCUAGUCCCAGAAGAAUAUAUAUCGGUAACUUGCCAUUGAGUGUCGAUGGCUUACGUCUCGAGGAGGUUUUCGGCGAGUAUGGUAAAGUUUUGAGUGCUCGAGUAGUCUGUGACUGGGAGAGUGGAAGAUCGCUCGGUUUCGGCUUUGUGGAGAUGUCGACUGAAUCUCAAGUAAAUGAUGCCAUUGCAAAACUUGACGGAAAGAGUUUUGAUGGGAGAGCAAUCAGAGUAAAUGUUACUGAAGAAAGACCAUGGCUUGGCAAUUUUAGAUUUGGUUAA
This is a messenger RNA of Erythranthe guttata (spotted monkey flower), 2979 nucleotides long. NCBI's taxonomy places the organism in Eukaryota, Viridiplantae, Streptophyta, Magnoliopsida, Lamiales, Phrymaceae. The record is from RefSeq and is a predicted model, not a curated record.